Molecule: messenger RNA, 1915 nt
Organism: Alligator sinensis (Chinese alligator)
Lineage: Eukaryota; Metazoa; Chordata; Crocodylia; Alligatoridae
Product: NXPE family member 3-like
Exons: 7
Source: RefSeq, a predicted model, not a curated record
UGGGCGCCGCCCCGCUUCCAGUGCGACAGGGAUGGUACUUGCGGAGGCCGAGCCCCGCGCACCCUCAGAGCGGGUGCACCGCAUGCUCCAGGGGGGCGUUUGGAGUCGGGGCCUCAGCCCCUAGCAGGGGCAUCGCUGUCUCCCCCUUGUCACCUCUGACACGCGUGUCCCCGCUGGUGUGUGGCCGUGCCUUCCCCGAGUGCGGCUUGCUGCCGUCGGACACGGCUUCUCUCUCGCCAGCUUUUCCGCUGGGCCCCUCUCCCACGCGUGUCGUGUGGUUCUCUGCCAUUCUGCAGCGCGAAGCUCUCCCGGCGCUUAGCGCUGUUGUUCUUUAUUUGCAGGCGAGCUGGCGACUGGCCGCAAUUCAGAAGAGUUGCAGCCACGGCCGAGGAGCUCCGUCAGCGCAACCUUUUACCGCAGGCAUGAUGUGCGUUGUACCAAUGAGUUGCCGGGCCUUGGUUACUGUGCAUCCACUGGGCUCAGAUGGAGCCUUGAAGAACCUCUGCAAAUGACUUAAAGAAGCUUCAGCCAGCCCUACAAUGUGACAUUAUAUUAAGAUCCCAAGCAACAGAGUGUGUUUCUUUUGUUUAGAAAAACAUGUGAAAGUCUCCUCCAGGAACGUGGCACCAUACUUCCUUUCAAGCUAAUUUUGAGUCUUGAUUUGAUCAUGUCUUUAAAUUGCUUUCAGCAAAGAACGUAUACCUCUAUCCAAAAAUGAGACUUUCAGGAUUGUCCUUGAAGAAAGAAGGAAGAUAUGAAACUGAGGACAUGCCAGAUUGCAAGCACAAUUUCUCAGAAGUUGUUAAGUCCUUGGCCCAAAGCAUCCAGCAACUUUAAGGAGGCUCUGUGCAUUUCAUAAUAGGGGAAGACUAAUGCAGAAAAAAUCAGCUGAAAUCUCUGUAAUAUUGAGUUACAAUGACAUCAGUGCCUGUUGGCUAUGGAAACCAUGGCAGCAUGUUACAUGGAUGGGAAAGACAUGAGUGGACAAUGUGGCCCAACUUCUGCAGAUUCCACGUCUUCUGCAUGAUGCUGGCAGUAUUAGCUGUCGUGGUGCUGAUUCACAACGUUCAUCAGUUAGAGCACUUGGAUCACAGCACAGUCUCAGGGUUAAAUUGGAUCACAGAACCUGGUGAUCGGCAGUCUUCAUCUCGGACAACUAAAAUUGCCAGCAAGACUUAUUGUGGUUACGAGCAUCAAAUUUUGUCCAAAAGAGAACGAGCUGAAGAGGAAUCCUUACUUGCUGCUAUACAAUGGCCAAAACCCCCUGAAGACAAAAUCCCUUUUGUACGAAGUACUGAUCCUGCCCACAGCGACUUCGUGAUUUUAAAUCAUCACGCACGUUUCAAGGUGGGUGAUCAGCUAGAGGUGUUAGUCCGUAUGAAAGAUUUUCAAGGCAAACCAAAGAAGUAUGGUGGUGACUAUCUACAGGCAAGAAUCCACUCUCCUGUGCUGAAAGCUGGUGCAACAGGAAGGGUUGUAGAUUACCAGAAUGGUUUUUACAAAGUCUUUUUCAUUUUGCUCUGGCCAGGGGAGGUCAAAGUGUCUGUGUCACUGGUCCACCCUAGCGAAGGGAUCCAAGUCCUUCAACGCUUACGGGAAGAAAAGCCAGACAGAGUUUACUUUAAAAGUUUAUUUAGAUCUGGAAGGAAUUCGGAAACAACUGUUUGCAAUGUGUGUUUGCCCGGAGAUCUUCCAGUAUGCAACUUCACUGAUCUCUACACUGGUGAACCAUGGUUCUGUUACAAGCCCAGAAAACUUCCCUGUGCCAGCAGAAUCAGCCAUGCCAAGGGGGGAUAUCAAAAGGGCCUUCUGACAGCAGCGGAGAAUCUCUUCUUCCAAAAUGAUGUGAAUAUCAAAAUGCCAGUAUUCUCCAGUGGCCCGGAUUCAGUGACUGUAAAGCCCCUGAGAUUUACAG